AUGAAAGCCCUUAACGGGAGAGAUGUCGCUAUUGCCGGCGUCGUUUGUUUCAUAGCAUGGGGCUACGCUGUAGCCUGGUUUCCCAGCAUCCGAUGGGUCGGCCAUGCUUUUGUCGCCGGGCUUGUCGUCGCCCUCGCUGGCAUCCUGCUGCUUAUACUCGGAACAUCCCGUGGCUCCGUUUAUAACCAGCGACAUAAGUCAUCGCGACCUAACGGCGUUACUUUCGCGGCCCCUGGAGUUUGGCGCAAGGAGAUCAUCUCGCUAAAAGCUCGACAAACCUACAUUAAAGCGCCCCUCUAUGCAGAAUCUCCUGCCCUGUCGCGUGCUUUGGACGAUUUGCUCGAGUUAAUUAUCCGGGAUUUUGUGACGUCGUGGUAUUCGAACAUCAGCAAGAACCCGGUCUUUGCCAACGCCGUAGAUAAGGCCAUACGACGUGUCCUCGUCGCAAUCCAAGCACGUUUGUUCGAUGUCGAUCUAGUCGAGGUUAUCACUAGUCGAGUAGUUCCGAUUUUUACAGCCCAUUUCCGAGAUGCCUACGAUGCUGAGAGAGCAGUGCGCGGCCGAAAGCUGAAUCUUGACGUUACGGAAUCGGAAGAGUUGGAUUUAGCUAUUGCUUCCAAGUACAAUGAUGGGAAGAUACACUCCGCUGUGUCUUUGGCGUACUCAGACACGAAACUCGUGCAACAAGACUAUUUGCGACAAAUGGUGGUAGGGAUAUUGCCGAAAGUGCUUCCUAAACGACUACUUGAAAGCCGUGCCGUGUCUAGUAUUGUGCGGGAGAUCGUCUCCUGCGCUGUACUGUUUCCAGUCGUGCAGCUCCUCUCGGAACCAGAUACGUGGAAUCAAUUGAUGGAAAAUUACGGUCGUUCCAUGCUACAAGAUCGUUCCACCGUCCGCAAACUGCGGGCUGCUCUAGACGCUCACGCUGUUCCGGCGCCAAGUUCUUCCAAAUCAAUUGCUUUCCCACGAUUAGCCCCCGGAGAUGGCGAGCGUCGCUUCGAGAGGUUUAUUCGGACUAUCCGCAAGAUGACUAAUCUAUCCGAUGCGCGACGAUUCCGCAGCGAAGUAGCAAGUCAGUUAAAGAAGGACGCCCAGCAGCAGGGACACGAUCAAGUAUAUCUGCGGCGCCUAGAAAUGGGCAAGAGGCUUCUCGACCAAAGAGUACAGCAAUUAGCUGCAAGUAGCGAUAGACGACCGGUGCCGCUGUCGAGCCAUACCAUAACUAGUUCAGGAACUUCCCGACUAGAACAUGCAUCGCUAGUAGAAAUUUUACGAGAUAUAUCUGGGCUUUCUUAUUUUAUGGAGUAUAUGGACAGACAAAACCUUAUGCCACUCGUCCAAUUCUGGCUAGUGGUAGACGGCUUUCGAAACCCCCUCGAGGAUGAUGCAGCCGAAGAUGAUGCGUUGCCUUCAAAUCUCGCCCCUUGGACAGAUUCAGACCGGGUUGAUCUCGCGCAGAUUGACCAGGCGUAUCUCUCACGCCCAGAAUUGAAAAUUUCUCCAAAUGCGCGACAGCCGAUCCGUGAAUUUCUUGAUGCUGGAAAAUCAGCCACUCCAGAACAAUACUAUAGGGCCCGUCGGGCCGUGUUAAAAAUCCAGAGCUCAGUGCUUGAGAGCAUGCAGUCUAGACAUCUCCAGGCUUUCAAGAAGUCGGAUUUAUUCUACAAGGCGUUAGCUUCAGAAGAAGCGGCUAAGACCAGUACAUUGCCUCGGCAACAGGCGCAGGCAGGGCCUUCGACAAGUCCGCAGCUUCAGAGAAGCUCUCACUCGUUCACUCCGAAGCCGAGUUUGGUAGCACGCCUUAACCCGAAGCUGAGUGUGCCCAGUAGUCAUCUUAAAAGAGGCCUGUCGGCUUCAGACUUGAAGAAUGUUAGCACUAAUGGCGCUCUGAGUCCCGAGCCACAGUCUGGGCAUCGAAGAUCCAUGGAUGAGAACGCUAGUUCACCUCUAUUUGAUGACGAUGAUUUGGAGAAUGACACUUUGGGAGACUCGGUGCAAAGUCUCGAUCAGGAACCCUCUAAGACUGUGCCAGAUACCCAGGUUGUCCAAGCAAUGGAGGCGGCCCUGAUCGAUAUUAUGGAAGAUGAACGUCCUCGAACAGCCGAAGACUUGCGCCAAUCGUUAUUUAGCGCUGAUGAUGGUGCUUCCAGCUUGUUCUCUGGCCAAGAUAACGAGUCCAUUGAUGUUCAACGGCCACUUGCCUCUGGUAAAGAGGUUGAGAAACCUAGCCUGGCUUCGCUUGGUCUAGUUAGCGCGGCGUCCAGAAUUGGAGUUUUCAUGGACGAUGAUCUCUUUAAUGACGAGGAGAAGCUUCUUUCCGACGAGCAAGAUGAGAUUGAUGCAGAACAGCAUACCGACGUCGAAGACGAAGUACAUGAAGCCGCGCCUGGUGAUCUGGGUCUGGCCGAGGCUAUCACUAUCUUGACCAAUGAUAUUGAUCGGCUUAUUGCUCAAGACGCUGUUCUUGAGUCACUAAUGAAGAAAGCAGAGCUGACCAACAACACAGCAGAACUGCGUAUCUUACGGAAAUCGAAGGCCAGCCUUCAGAGAGAACUAAGACGUAAGGAAUUGCAAAGGCAGCAAUAUGUCAUACAAGAAAGCGAUAAUAGUCUUUACGGGCGUGCUUCUAUCAAAAUCAAGUCAAUACAAGUUGGCCGUGAUGAUGAUGGGAAGGAAUUUGCGGUCUAUGUCAUUGAAGUUCAGCGGAAUGCUGGAGAAAAAAUGCCGGCAGCUACCUGGAUUGUCACAAGGCGAUACAGCGAGUUUCACGAACUUCAUCAGAACCUACGACAUAGAUAUCCAUCCGUGCGAAAUCUAGACUUUCCCCGACGAAGGAUGGUGAUGAAACUGCAGAGCGAAUUUUUACGGAAGAGGCGAGAGGCCUUGGAGAAAUACUUGCAAGAACUUCUCCGCCUACCCGAUGUAUGUCGCAGCAGGGAUUUAAGAGCCUUUUUAUCCCAGAGCGUAAUCCAUCAGGGAGAGGAUUUGAUGAGUCGCGAAGAUAAGAAAGACAUGAUGACACGCCUUUAUGACUCGGUAGCCGACGGAAUGGAAGAUAUCCUUGGCAAUAUCCCUGUGCUUGACCAGCUCUCUCUCGCCGGUCAGAACUUGAUUGCAGCAGCUACUAGCCAGAUGAGCACAAUGCCUCUUAGCAUCAACGAAGACGGCGCAACAACCGCGGAAGCAGAGGCCGAGUUGAAUGCGUUCGAAAACAAAGAACUCGAGCCUUUUAUCAAGCCCAUCUGCGACAUAUUCCUGGAAAUAUUCGGUCUCAAUCGAGGGAACAACUGGCUCCGCGGUCGGGCAGUUGUUGUUGUAUUGCAUCAAAUGCUAGGUGGUACCAUUGAACGCAAAGUACGCGAUAACUUCAACAUGCUAAUGCAGGAAGACGCUCUGCUCAAGUAUAUUGGGCUCCUCCGAGACAGCAUGUGGCCACAAGGGCAGCUCAACCGGAACCGGAUACCGCGUACGUCUUCGGAGAAGGCAAAUACUCGUAGAGAAGCAAGCCUGAUGCUCGCCACGUUAGUCCCAGACCUCGCGGGCAACGUGGUAGGACGCGCCAACGCUCAAGCUGCUAGUCGCCGGAUUUUUGCCACGCUUAACAACCCAAGACUCAACUCACACUUGGUCUUUACCAUCAUGGACGAAAUAGUUGAUAUUAUUUUUGCGGAGCCUUGA
Molecule: messenger RNA, 3678 nt
Organism: Xylaria bambusicola
Lineage: Eukaryota; Fungi; Ascomycota; Sordariomycetes; Xylariales; Xylariaceae
Product: PXA domain-containing protein
Exons: 2
Coding region: 1-3678 (1225 amino acids)
Cellular component (GO): intracellular membrane-bounded organelle
Molecular function (GO): phosphatidylinositol binding
Source: RefSeq, a predicted model, not a curated record